This is a messenger RNA of Fusarium falciforme, 2241 nucleotides long. RefSeq lists its product as hypothetical. The record is from RefSeq and is a predicted model, not a curated record. The transcript is spliced from 3 exons. Gene Ontology annotation, molecular function: flavin adenine dinucleotide binding; oxidoreductase activity, acting on CH-OH group of donors. Gene Ontology annotation, biological process: secondary metabolite biosynthetic process. Bases 1 to 477 code for a protein of 158 amino acids. NCBI's taxonomy places the organism in Eukaryota, Fungi, Ascomycota, Sordariomycetes, Hypocreales, Nectriaceae.
AUGGCCAGGCUUCCGGUCCUUGCUGCGGCCGCUGUUGGCUGCCUCCAUGCAACCACUGCCCUAGCCUACCCAGGUGCUAAGAGUGCCGAGCUUAGUAAAGAAUACGAUUAUAUCAUUGUCGGUGGAGGUGCAGCUGGUCUGACAGUUGCAAAUCGUUUGUCUGAGAACCCUGCUGUAACUGUCCUCAUCAUCGAAGCUGGUGACUUUGAUGCCAAUGAAGACUUUGUCACAAUUCCUGGCCUCGCUGGCGGCGCUGUCGGUACCAAAUACGACUGGAACAUCACAUAUCCCGCCAGCGAGUCGCUUAACGGGCGGAGCGUUUCGAUCCCCCAAGGCAAGGUCGUGGGAGGCUCAACUAAGCUGAACCGAAUGGUUUUUGACCGAGGAUCGAAAGCAGACUAUGAUGACUGGGCUGAGCUAGGUAACAAGGGCUGGGACUGGGAUACUCUUUUUCCCUACUUCAAGAAGGUAAGGUAACUGAGCCAGACUCAACCAGUGCCAAUAGGUCACGGUAUUUUACGGUAUUGGGGUUUGAUGUUGUCAUGGAUCGAUGACUGUGUCUUUUGCUGUUUUGGCUGAUGAUCCCUGUUGGAGACGUCACUGAUGACAAGAGUCAAACGCUGACUUGGAGCUUUAGAACGAAAAGUUCACUUCUCCCAAUGCCGAUAUCAAGAAGGAGUAUGCCAUUACUACGGAUGCGUCAGCUCAUGGUACUUCGGGCUACAUGCACUCAAGCUACUCACCCUUCUUUUGGCCUACCACAAGUAUGUUGAUUGUCCCAUUUUAAGCUCUACAAUGAACAGCUAUACUGAUGAGUCUGCCUUAGAGAACAUUGUCAAGGCGGUCCAAGAGCUUGACAUCACUGUUGCUCGAGACCAAGCCAACGGAAGUCCGAUCGGAGGAUACUUCUGUCCUCACAACCAAGAUCCCAAAACGCUGACGCGGUCCUCUGCCCGGGAGGCCUACUACGAGUCGGUAUCCAGCCGGAAGAAUCUCAAGAUAUUGACCGGCCAGCAAGUCACACGAGUACUCACCAAGAAGUACAAGAGCACAGUCAAGGCCACAGGUGUAGAGGUAAGGCGUCAACAUACCGUGCGUGUCCGUCUAGCUAACUAGUGAUACUAUAGUUUGCCAAAAGCAGAGACAGUUCUCCUCAGACAGUCAGUGCCAAGAAGGAGGUUAUCCUUGCAGCAGGAGCAAUUCAUUCGCCCCAAAUUCUCCAAGUCUCUGGCAUCGGCGACUCGGCCCUUCUCUCUAGCAUCAACGUAGCUACAGUCGUGGACCUCCCCGGAGUCGGCCAGAACUUCCAUGAUCACGUCUUGCUCGCUGUAGUCAACCAGAGUAAGUGGUGCCAUCCAUGCAGAUCUUGUCAACUCAUUAGAGACUAACGUGGAAGUAGUCAAAGCACCUAUUCAGAACAGCAACCUGACCAGCAACGCCACCUUUGCGGCCGAGGCACGAGCUCAAUAUGACAGUCAGAAGAAGGGUCCCCUAACAAGCCCCACCGGUGAUUUUCUAAUCUUCCUGCCCCUCUCCGACUAUUCCAACGCCGCUUCGGACAUUCAUAAACAAGCAGCCAGCCAAGACGGCACCAAGUUUCUGCCGCCUGGCACGCCCGCCGAUGUAGCCAAGAGUUACCAUAAGCAGCAAACGCUUCUUAGCGAGAAGCUGCUUGACAAAAAGACUGCUAUUCUCGAGCUCAUCUGGGGUGACGGCGUCUUUGUCCUCGGUCUCCAACACCCAUUUUCACGAGGAUCCGUCAAGGCUAAAUCAUCUAGCAUCUUUGAUGCUCCUGUAGCCAACCCAGAGUUUCUUAGGAACCCACUUGAUGUUGCCCUUUUGACUGAAGGUAUUAGGUUUGCCCGAAAGCUGGUCGAGGCACCCUCUAUCAAGAGUCUUGCGCCUGUUGAGGUCGUCCCUGGAGCCAAUGUGACGUCCGACGAUGAUCUAGAACAGUUCAUUCGCUCCAGCGCUGGAACAUUGUUCCACCCGGCUGGGUCUAAUAGGAUCGGCAAGCGUGAAGAAGGCGGUGUCGUCGACGAGAAUCUCAGGGUCUAUGGUGUUGAUGGGCUCCGGAUUGUUGAUGCUAGCGUGAUUCCUUUGCUUCCUGCUGCGCAUACUAUGACGACUGUAUAUGCUGUAGCUGAGAGGGUAAGUGACUUGAUCCCGCGAUGAGUACCUAGACGAAAGAUUGCUGACCAUAUGUACAUGCAGGCUGCGGACCUUAUCAAACGGGGAUAG